AAUACGCCUCCCGGCUGGAGCGCUCCGGGCACCGCCACCAUCGGCUCCGCCACGGCCGACGCGAGGGAAGAAAUGUCUCAAGCGGGACCCCUCUCCAGGAACCUCAUUCUGUGCACCUUCCUUCAGGAGCACGGCCUGCAAACUGCGGCGGGUCCCGACACGACCAGUCUCCUCCACUUCGGCCCUGAGCCCCUUGGCGACAUCCCUCACGAGAUGGCCAUGCGGCUGGCCUUCAUUGGGGACGAGUUGGAGCUGAGAUGGAUGCUGCCCCGCGUCGCCCAGGUGCCCUGGAUGGCCGUGUACAGCUUGGCCUUCACUUACAACCAGACAGGCCUGAGGGGCGUUCUUAGAAGUUUCAUGGGUGGUCUCACUAAUCUCAGGGGGAACAGAAGGUUCUGGAGCCUCCUGACCCUCAGGGACAGGGUGUCCCCCAGCCCCGGCCCCAGCCUCGGGCGCAAGCUGUCCUUGCUGCUGCUGCUGGCGUUGCUGCUGGACUGGGGCCUCCACCUUCUCCAGUGAGGCGCUGCGGGCGGCGCCGGGCGGGGCUGGCCCCGCCCCCAGACCACCACCCUGGAGGUGGCCUUGUUGGUUUUGUUGUCUUUUUAACUUUCUUAGGAUCUUUUUU
Messenger RNA from Pteronotus mesoamericanus, 625 nucleotides. RefSeq names its product BCL2 interacting killer (gene BIK). The transcript is spliced from 5 exons. Gene Ontology annotation, biological process: male gonad development; apoptotic process; apoptotic mitochondrial changes. The coding region runs from base 73 to 519 and encodes 148 amino acids. The record is from RefSeq and is a predicted model, not a curated record. NCBI's taxonomy places the organism in Eukaryota, Metazoa, Chordata, Mammalia, Chiroptera, Mormoopidae.